AGCAGUGUGAAAGAGAGAGCAACACCAAGCCACAUAACGAACGCCAAGGGAAAGGCAAAAGUGCGAAAAAAAAUAUCAAGCGGCCGCCUUAACAAAAAAAGGAAUUACUUGUUUUUUUUUCUUUCUCACUUUGGUAUAAAUAAAACGCAGUCAAAAUUCAUAAUAACGCACGUUUGUCCGCUCCCGGUGGUCAGAAGUCAAUGACUAAAAUGGCCAUACAACUGGAUAAAAUUUUAGCGGACAUUGCCAAAGAGAAGGCCCUGCAUCCCAACAAUGGCGGUUCGGCGUCCAAGCAGGAGCAGGACGAGGCCUGGCAGAGAAUUGGCCGAUUGAAUAAACUCUCUGUACACGAAUCACGCUCCAUAUUCAUUGUGCUGCAAAAGAAAUACGAUCAGGAGAAACUCAAACCGAAUUCCACAUGGAAAUUAUUCAAUCUAAUGCAUCAAAUCCAUCAGGAGCACAAGCCACCCGUGGCAAUUAAAGAAGAUGAUGAACAAGUUCCCAUGGAGGAGGUUGAGGAAUUUGAAAUGCUCGAGGUUCAAGAACAGGAAGAGGAUGAUGAUUCUAUGGUGCCGCCUAAUCAAUUUAGCCAACCGGCCAACUCAACAGGCUCUGGUUCUGCCAGCUCAGAUGGCGAAAGUCCCAGCAAAUCGUUGAGUUCUAAUUCACCAGAAAAAUCUGAAGAGAAAUUGAAACCCAUGGUUGAUACACCACGUCCCGCUUUCCAAUCGGAGGAAAGAAAAUUGCUCAACACAAUGGCCAAUAACCCACGGGCAGCAACUGUCACAUCCUCAAACAACUCGAAUGCUUCAUCAAAUUCUGUCUCCCUGGCAGCAGCAGCUGUACUCCAAAAGAAGGGUAUAACCCUGAAGAAGACUCCUGGCAUACAAAGACCCACAUCAACGGCGUCACACGGUGGACAAAAUGCCGCUGCUGCCGGUAAAGGACGCACCACAAUACAAUUGCCCGAUUCUUUAAAACGUAAACUAUCCGAGGAUUAUGGCUCAUCGUCAUCCUCAUCACAAAUGGCACGAAAGGGCAUGAGAUUUAAUGCCAAACAGACACAACCCCAACAACAGGGUAAUCAAAACUCUGAAUCAUCGUCGUCAUCAAACUCUACUCCAGCAGCAGAACAAACGGCCACAGCUUCAGCUACUUCUGCUGCUCAUCAUCCUCCUCCUCCACCAGUGGUUCAUACCACAACCGCCCAACUGAUGCAAGUGAAACGCGAACGUGAGAGCAAUCAGACUCCACCACCUGGCAUUAAUAUCAUAACCAUACCAGCGGCUGCUUCACAGCAAAUGAAUGGAGUUGGUGCCACAUCCUCGACAGCAGCCACCAUGGCUUCCACUUCGGUGGCCUCAACCAAUGGCUAUUCACCGCAUGCCGGCAUCGAGGAAUUGGAUUUCAAGAAUGAUAUCAUUUUUGAAUCGAAAUCUGCAUCGAAUAAUGGUGGCGUGGCCAGCGGUGGUGAGAUUAUCAAUUUGGGCAAUUUCAAUAAUUCACUGCCGCCGACAUUCUUCAAGAAUCUUUGCAACUCAUCGCGACAUGAAGCCCUUGGCUUGUAUGUGGCCAAUGUGAUGAAUCGUAUAUCGGGUCGAGCAGCUGCCAAAUUGGAAUUGGGCAUAUUGAGAGCCAUUGUCGAUGUACAGAGCGAUGAACUGGAGCAGUAGUCUUAAGUUGCCGCCAAUAUCGACAUUUAGUAUUUAACUUAUAUACAUUUUAUACAUACAUAUAUAUAUAUACCGAAAUAUAUAUAUAUGUAUGUCUACAACCAUAUAUGCAAGUAUUUGUGAUGGGCAGAGUUUAAAAACGAUUUCAAUUUUAUAUAUAUGUUUACUUUAUGUUUUUUAAACUCCCAAAAUAAUGACGAGAUUACUUUUUAUUUUGUUGUAAUGAGAUUUUAAAAGAAUAUCAGCAAUUGGAAUUAGAUCGUUUAAAUGCCUUAGUCACAGAUAUGUAUGCAUAUAUGUAUAAUCUAAUCUAAUCUCAGCUUAUACACACACACACAAAACAAACUAGUUGGAAAAAAAACUCUUAUAAUUUUUGGUAGCUCGUAGAAAACAAACAUGUAAUUUUUCUCCUAUUCUUCAUCUGAAUGUAUUCAUUUAACAUAUUUCCCCCCUCUUACACGCUCAGAACAGAGUAAAUGAUUUCGAAUUUUUAUGUUCUCUAACUGAUUUUCAGCGUCUAUCUAUUCACAUGUUCCCCUUUUCAUCCACACAUAAUGUCUAUAGUUUUUAAGCCUCUCCAGUAAAGAAGUCUCAUUUCUCAUUUCAUUAUGAUCAAUAAAAACAAAAAAUACAUUAAAAAACUCA
Molecule: messenger RNA, 2318 nt
Organism: Drosophila willistoni
Lineage: Eukaryota; Metazoa; Arthropoda; Insecta; Diptera; Drosophilidae
Gene: Map60
Exons: 2
Coding region: 201-1673 (490 amino acids)
Source: RefSeq, a predicted model, not a curated record